Trichosurus vulpecula (common brushtail) is the source of this 3359-nucleotide messenger RNA. It is a transcript of the gene ITGB7, whose product is annotated as integrin subunit beta 7. Gene Ontology annotation, molecular function: integrin binding. Bases 161 to 2752 code for a protein of 863 amino acids. Gene Ontology annotation, cellular component: cell surface; focal adhesion; integrin complex. The transcript is spliced from 15 exons. NCBI's taxonomy places the organism in Eukaryota, Metazoa, Chordata, Mammalia, Diprotodontia, Phalangeridae. Gene Ontology annotation, biological process: cell-matrix adhesion; cell migration; integrin-mediated signaling pathway. The record is from RefSeq and is a predicted model, not a curated record.
GUACUAUCAUUUCUCCCCCCACAAAGACAUACAUUAACCACAUAGAAUUGAGGUUAGGCUGAAGCUAAACACUAGGCUCCCUGAAGGGUAUACCUAGUAAAAGGGGGUGGUGGUGGUGGUACAGAUUCAGUACAUUGACAGAAUCUAGAGGUUGGGGGGGAUGGAGAGGAAAAGGGCAACAACUCUAUCCCCCUGCAUCUCUUUUCACCACUUCCUCAUACUCCUGGGCUCACUUAGCUCUGGGCCUGCAAUUACCCUUGGAAGAAGUGUGCACAGAUACCUUGUCUGCAUUUGUACAGCAAAAAGAAUCCACCUGGCCUUGCAGAAGUCAUAUCGGCUACAAUCUUGCCUUCAGGCUAUGAGAGCUGGAGCUUUUGCAAUAUCCCUAGGGCUCCUGCUGGCUUUGGGCAGAGGCCAGAGGGAGCCAGAUGCCAGGAUCCUAUCUGCAGAUGAGACCCUAGAAGAAGAAGAUACUGAUCUGUCACCUUCUGGGUCCUGUCAAUCAGUCUCCUCCUGUAGGGAAUGCAUCCGUUCCCACUACAGCUGUGCAUGGUGCAAGCAACUGAACUUCACCGCCGUGGGAGAGGCGGAGGGGAGGCGGUGCGCCCGACGAGAGGAGCUGCUGGCCCGGGGCUGCCCGUUGGAGGAGCUGGAGGAGCCCCGAGGACGGCAGGAGGUGCUACAAGAUGAGCCCCUCAGCCAGGGCGCACAGGGCGAAGGCGUCACGCAGCUGGCUCCGCAAAGGGUUCUCGUUAAGCUGCGGCGGGGCGAGACACAACGGCUCCGCGUCCGCUUCCGUCGAGUCGAGGGCUACCCGGUGGACCUGUACUACCUCAUGGACCUGAGCUACUCAAUGAAAGACGACCUGGAGCGAGUGCGCCAGCUGGGGCACGCGCUCCUGGUCCAGCUGCGGGGGGUCACCCGCUCGGUUCGUAUUGGCUUUGGUUCCUUUGUGGACAAGACGGUGUUGCCCUUUGUGAGCACGGUGCCCUCCAAGCUUCAACAUCCAUGCCCCACACGACUAGAAAAAUGCCAGCCACCCUUCAGUUUCAGACAUGUGCUGCCCCUCACUGAUAAUGCCUCUGCCUUUGAGCAUAUGGUUGAGCAACAGAAUGUGUCAGGCAACCUAGACUCACCUGAAGGGGGUUUUGAUGCCAUCUUGCAGAUAGCCCUCUGCCAGGAGCAGAUUGGCUGGAGAAAUGUAUCCCGGCUGCUGGUGUUUACGUCAGAUGACACAUUUCACACCGCAGGGGAUGGGAAAUUGGGUGGCAUCUUCAUGCCCAGUGAUGGACACUGUCACCUGGAUGCUAAGGGUUUCUACAGCCGAAGUCAAGAUUUUGACUACCCUUCUGUGGGUCAAGUAGCCCAUGUUUUAUCUGCUGCCAAUAUCCAGCCCAUCUUUGCUGUUACUAGUCCUGCAUUGCCAAUCUACCAGGAGCUGAGUAAGCUGAUCCCCAAGUCAGCUGUGGGGGAGCUGAGUGAGGACUCCAGUAAUGUAGUGCAGCUCAUCAUGGAUGCAUAUAAUAAUCUGUCUUCCACCGUGACUCUGGAGCACUCACAACCUCCUGCUGGGAUCCACAUUUCCUAUGAGUCUCAGUGUGAUGAUUCUGAGAUCAAAGACACAGGAGAUAAAGGCCAGUGUAGCCACGUCCGAAUUAACCAAACGGUGAAUUUCUGGGUUAAGAUCCGUGCUACCAGCUGCCUCCCUGGGCCCCAUCUCCUGAAACUUCGGGCUCUUGGGUUUUCUGAGGAGCUGAGCUUGGAGCUGCAUACCUUGUGUGACUGUAACUGCAGUGAUGUGCAGUUACAAGCCUUCCACUGCAGCCAUGGCCAAGGUGACCUCCAGUGUGGAGUCUGCAGUUGUGCUCCUGGUCGUGUUGGUCGACUUUGUGAAUGUUCAGAGGCAGAGUUGUCAUCACCAGAUUUGGAGUCUGGAUGCCGGGUGCCCAAUGGGACGGGGCCCCUUUGCAGUGGGAGGGGUCAGUGCCAAUGUGGACGGUGCAGCUGCAGCGGGCAGAGCUCUGGGGAUCUUUGCGAGUGUGAUAAUGCCAGCUGUGAGCGGCAUGAAGGCAUCCUCUGUGCAGGCUUUGGCCAGUGCCGCUGUGGAGUCUGUCACUGUGAUGCCAACCACACAGGCCAAGCCUGUGAAUGUAGCAAGGACACAAGCAAGUGUGCCACCCCAGGGGGGGUCUGUCAUGGACAUGGCUCUUGUCGCUGUAACCAAUGCCAGUGUCUGGAGGGUUACUAUGGUGCCCUGUGUGAUCAGUGCCCAGGCUGCAAGACACCGUGUGAGAAGCACAGGGACUGUGCUGAAUGUGGGGCUUUCAAGACAGGGCCGCUGGCCAGCAACUGUAGUCUGGCCUGUGCCCAUGCCAACAUAACAGUGAGCCUGAUGCCUCAGCUGGAUGAUCGUUGGUGCAAGGAGAGAACUGUGGACAACCAGCUGCUCCUCUUUCUGGUGGAGAAUGAGGCUGAAGGCAGAGUUAUACUGAGAGUGAGACCUCAAGAGAGAGGAUCAGAUCACACCCAGGCCAUUGUGCUGGGCUGUACCGGGGGCAUUGUGGCAGUGGGGUUGGUGCUUGUCCUGGUCUAUCGGCUCACCGUGGAAAUCUAUGACCGGAGAGAGUACAGUCGCUUUGAAAAGGAAAGGAAGCUGCUCAAUUGGAACCAGGAUGACAACCCCCUCUAUAGGAGUGCCAUCACCACCACCAUCAAUCCUCGAUUCCAGGAGAAUGACGAGAGCCCACAAUAAGCAACUGCUCUCAGGCUGGAUUUGGCCCUUCUCCUUAAACCUGACUCGGCAGUCUUCAGGGCUUGCUUCUCACUCUUGUCCCCGACAGUGGCAAAGCUGAGAGGGGCACCCUUGUUAAAGUGCUCCCUACCCAACAAAUUUUUGCUUAAAUGUGCAGGAUAGAAACCCUCCCUCACCUCACAUGGCCCAGAGUUCUUCCUAACCCCUAAGGGAGCUGUACCCAAGGCUAAAGCUAUUGUGUUGUGCCCCCAGACGGUCAAUAGCCCAACUGGACAGCAGGCAUUUUCUUUUUGCCUGGUUUGGUAGAGUUCGCCUAGUUGUUUAUAUUGAGAGCCUUUGGAAAGAACUUCCUUAGCAAUUUUCUACCCCUACUCAGGUCCAUCUGCACCCUAUUGUUAUCCCCUGCUUUUCCCCCUUGUUCCUCUAUCACAUGACCCACUGAUAUUGCCUUUAAAUCCAUAGGUGGAGGAGGUAUGAUGUGGGAUAAAAGAAGGGAGGGGGCACAAGUGGGGAUGCCAAAUUUUCCUUCUCCAACUUGUGAUAAAGGCAACCUGAAAUGGACCCCUCCCCAGGAAAGGCAGACACUGUAGAAAACCCCCAUUUUAUU